Colletes gigas is the source of this 1717-nucleotide messenger RNA. RefSeq names its product activating signal cointegrator 1. The transcript is spliced from 10 exons. Gene Ontology annotation, molecular function: zinc ion binding; transcription coactivator activity. Gene Ontology annotation, biological process: positive regulation of DNA-templated transcription. Lineage: Eukaryota; Metazoa; Arthropoda; Insecta; Hymenoptera; Colletidae. Gene Ontology annotation, cellular component: nucleus. The record is from RefSeq and is a predicted model, not a curated record. The coding region runs from base 121 to 1683 and encodes 520 amino acids.
UAUUGUGCAAUUUACCCCAUGUAGUAAACACGUUUACUUGAAAACUGCAUAUGUACAUGCAACAAUAACAGUUUUAUAUUGUUAAUAUAAGAAAUAAUAUUUCUGAAUAAUUUAACAAAGAUGAAGCAAUGGAUACACGAGAAUCUAUCUCGAUUAUUAACCUUUCCCGUUCCAGACAAUAUAACAGAAUAUAUCAUGGGAAUACAAAAUGAAAGGGACUUGGACGAGUAUUUGCGAUUUUUGUUGGAUUGUAGUAAUGUAAAACAUAAGGAAUUUAUUACAGAAUUAAAAAAACGUCAAGCAUCAAACAAGGAUCAAGGUGGAUAUAAAAAAAUUAAUGAUACAGAUAGUAUACAAAGAAAACAGAAUAAUAAGAAGAAAGGCAAAAUAAAAGGAAAAGAAAAACAGGAAAAUAGACAGUUACAGGAACAUCCAAAGGUCGAGAAAAUAGAAAAGAAAAAAACUAAAUUUGUCAAUCUAUAUUCGCAAGAAGGCAAAGACAGAACAACAAUUUUAUUGACAGGUAGACAUAAAUGUGACUGCGAAGCAAAAAGGCAUUCAUUGAUUAAUAAUUGUCUCAACUGUGGAAGAAUAGUUUGUAUGCAAGAAGGAGCUGGCCCGUGCUUCUUCUGUGGAGAACUUGUGUGUUCUUCUAAAGAUCAAACAAUUCUUUCUAGCAAAACUAAACAAGCAGAUCAUUUAUAUAAUAAAUUAAUGAAUAAAAAGAAACCUGUUGAAGGUUUGGAAGAAUCGUUAAAACAACGAGACAAGCUUCUUGAAUAUGAUCGCAAUAGUACACAAUGUACAAAAGUAAUUGACGAUGAAUGUGAUUAUUAUCAGACAAGUAAUAUCUGGUUAACAACCAAGCAAAGAGAAAAGUUACAACAAUUACAGGAAGAUAUAAGCGAACGAAAGCAUACAUCACGUUUGAAUAAAAGGGUGAAUGUAACCUUUGAUUUCACAGGUAGAGAAGUAAUUCAAGAAUAUCCAGUCGAUGAUUUCAAUGAAUUUAAUGAAGAACAGAUUGAAGACAUUCUUGAAUCAGUGUCAGUCAGUGAACUUGAAAGAACCAAUGUUUGCCCAGAUAUAGAAUUUAGUCGCCCAAUGUACAUUGAAUCAAAUGAAUGUGAACCAAGUACUAGAAAAGUGACGAUUCCCUCUAAAAUCAGAAAUAUUAUUCAAGAUAAAGAAUAUUUAGAAAUGUCUGAUGCAGGUUUAUGUUUAAGCAUGCAUCAACCUUAUGCAUCUUUAUUGGUUGCUGGAAUAAAACUUCAUGAAGGUCGAACAUGGUAUACAUCGCAUAGAGGAAGAUUAUGGAUCGCUUCAACUGCUAAACCAGCUACGACGGAAGAAAUUUCGGAAGUAAAACACUUUUAUCGUGUUUUAAAAGAUGAAAAAAUCAACUUUCCUGACAAUUAUCCAUCUGGAUGUUUAUUAGGUUGUGUAACGGUCACUGAUGUUUUAUCUCAAGAAGAAUAUAGAAAAGUUUAUCCAAAUGGAGAAAGUGACAGUCCAUAUGUUUUUAUAUGUGAAAAUUGUUAUUCAUUACCAAUUAAGUUCCCUAUACAAGGAAAACAUAAAAUUUAUAAGUUGGAUCAAAAAAUUCAUCAAGCUGCUCUAAAGUUUUUAGAAAAAGUUACAAAACAUACAAAUAAUUAUAAUGAAGCAGUUUUGAACACUUGAACACUAAAAUGAAGUAUUAUUGUGUUAUCUUCCA